AUGUCAAACGGUGAUGUGGAUGUCAUUUUUGUAGGCGGAGGAGCAGCGGGUCUGAUUGCUGCUGGUCGCCUGGCUGAGGCUAAGGGGGACCUUUCGAUACUUGUGAUCGAGGCGGGUGCCAAUUCACGAGAUAACCCUGCUGUGGUCAAUCCAGCAUUAUAUCCUUCCCAUCUCCAGCCGACAUCGACCACAACGAAGUUCUACAAGUCAAAGCCGAAUGAAUACCUGGGAGGGCGAGAGGUGGUUGUCCCAAUUGGCAACAUUCUUGGUGGGGGCAGCUCGAUAAAUUUCAUGGUCUAUACCAGGGCCUCGGCGGUGGACUAUGACGACUGGAACACAGAAGGUUGGACUGGGAAGGAUAUGUUACCGUUCCUUAAAAAGACUGAGCGAUUCCAAGACGACGACCUCGAAGUAGAUAAAUCCCUCCACGGAUAUAACGGGCCGCUCAGUGUUUCAGCAGGGGGAACAUUUGUGCAGGCGCCGUUCCAGAAGGCAUUCUUCAAUGCAUGCGAGCAAAUAGGUAUUAAGAAGGUCGCGGAUCUGCAGGAUCUUAAGACGGCAAAUGCAGUUGCCCGCUGGAAUAUGUGGAUCGAUGGGAAAACCGGCUUCAGGCAAGAUGUACCUCACAAUUUUAUAUUUCCAAUCCUUGAUGCAGGAAACACGCAACUCAAGGUCAUAACCGACUCUACGGUGGUCAGAGUUCUCUUUGAUGAAAAUAAGCGAGCCACGGGAGUGGAAUACGUUCCUACGCGCUCAGAUCCUUCCACUAAACCCACAAUAGUCCGUGCUAAACAGCUUGUUGUGGUUGCAGCCAAUGCGCUGGGUUCUCCCCAGAUCCUGCAGAGGUCCGGAAUUGGCAACAAAUCGAAACUCGAAGCCCUCAGUAUUCCAGUAGUCUCCGAUGUGAAAGGGGUGGGAACCAACUACCAGGAUCAUCAUGGCAUCUUCUACACUUACUACUCCAAAGCAACACCAGAGGAAACGUUGGACGGGCUGCUCAGAGGCCGACUUCCUCUCGAAGCAGCGAUGGCGCAAAAGCUAUCUAGUCCGGGCCGCCACGUGCUGGGAUGGAAUGGCCUUGACUGCACAGGAAAGCUUCGACCCACAGAAGAAGAAGUCAAAGAAUUCCCCCCUGCGUUGCUGGAAGCGUGGAACAAUGAUUUCCGUGACAGGGAGACUCGACCGUUGAUGAUAUUCGGCACAGCUGCGCUGAGCUUGGCGCAAAGAGACCCACCGCCCCAAGGACAGUAUUUCACCAUGGCCGCAUACACCGCCUACCCGUACUCGCGAGGGUCGAUUCAUAUCACGGGCAAAUCCGUCACUGACAUUCCAGAGUUUGACUCUGGAUAUUUCAAUCACCCGGCGGACCUGAUGAAGCAGGUAUGGGCCUAUAAGAAGCAGCGGGAGAUGGCACGUAGAAUCCCAUAUUACAACGGCCCGGACAGGUUUACCCAUCCAACUUUCCCGCCGGGAUCAAAGGCAGAUCCCGACGUAGUGGACGCGGCUUCCAAGGCCAAGGGAUACCCCGUGCCGAUUGAAUAUUCUGAGGCUGAUAAUGAGGCGAUCGAGAAAUUCAUCUGUGAAAAGCUCAACACCACUUGGCACAGUCUGGGUACCUGUGCAAUGAAACCGCGGGAGCAGGGAGGAGUGGUAGAUAAGGACUUGAAUGUGUAUGGCGUUGAGAGGCUCAAAGUCAUUGACCUGUCCAUUUGUCCUGGUAACGUGGCGGCAAACACGUACUCAACAGCCCUAGCUGUUGGAGAGAAAGCUGCGAGCAUCAUCGCUAAGGAUUUGGGUAUUCCUUAUACUGUAUAA
This is a messenger RNA of Paracoccidioides brasiliensis Pb18, 1815 nucleotides long. RefSeq lists its product as uncharacterized. Bases 1 to 1815 code for a protein of 604 amino acids. The record is from RefSeq and is a predicted model, not a curated record. The transcript is spliced from 5 exons. Gene Ontology annotation, molecular function: oxidoreductase activity, acting on CH-OH group of donors; flavin adenine dinucleotide binding.